AUGGGCUCAUUUAGCGUUCCCGAGUCCCCAAUUCCAGCGCGGCCUGCGAAGUCGGCGGCCACUGCGAAAAAGCCAUCUCCAAGAACACAUGACGCCAAUACGUCCAUAGGCAAGCGCAAAGAACGCGCCAAUUCAGACGAGUACGGAGGUAACGGGCACAUCCAAGAGUUCAUCAACGCCCAUGAUGGCUUGUCUCAAUGGAAAGAGAACCUCGAGGGCCACUAUGCCAAGUCGACUUACCAUGUCGCCAGUCUGGGUGGUAAGAAGGGGAAGAAUGUGAAUGGAACAGAUGUGUCUUACAGACACUGCAAGAGAAACUUGGUCAACUUGAUCAACGAGAUAGAAGAUCUUUCCGAGAUGGAGCUGGCCUGGGAAGCGAAACAGCCUCCUGAGAACAACGACGUUUACGUGCAACAUAUCCGACUCAGGAAGCAGUACAGUGCUACAGCUGCAUUGCACUGGUACAAAGACACUGAACACAAUGGCUUCAUCGGUCGUGUCGAGGAGGACUGCGAGUUCUUCAGUCAGCGUCGUGGUCGGCGCUGGACAAUCGCAAGCGAUCCAGACUUCCCUGACCGAGAUGGUCUUGAACACGACCUAGGAUGGAAAUCGCUCAAGAAAAUCCAGCAUAAGCUUCUCAACGAAUCCGAUAUCCCCAAGGUUCAAAGGACCGAUGUCGCAGAGCAACUGCCGACGCGAAAGCGCCGACGAGAGGGCGCAAGCGUUUCAUGGGACGAAGAUGUUUACGUUCGCACAGAGGCUGACGUAGACGUGCUCCGUAAGGCAUCAUGCUCGCUCUCAGUCGAGUUUCUCGAGCCUUCUCCAAAGAGGCCUAGGAUGGGCGUGCUUCGCACAACUCCACUCGAGGCCACACGAGAGCUUAUUCCCGCUACACCAGUCGCGAACGGCUCGAACCCUAUUCGCCCUCACUACGUCAUCCCGCUGAGCCGCAACGGGCCUCCGAGAGACGUUACUAGGAGCUCGAUGUGCAGGCAUAGACGACGGUACGUGAAGGGACAAUGGGCAGUUCCGGAGGGGAGCGAAAUCAUCGAUACCAGUGGAUAUCGCAAGAACUUCGACGUCCAUGUCGCGAAUAUGGAGCAGCUGCAGAUCGAGGCUGCAAAGAUGGACCGAGAAGACCUUGGCGGGGAUACAGAGAUGAGGGACGCUCCUGCCGCUGAUGCGCAAAGAUCAACACCACAGCCGUCGCGGUGGUCACCAAGCCUUGGGGGCCGACUGGUGAAUUGCAUCGCCAACCUUGGGGUCUUCACUUUCCCGGGUUUUGACAGACAUGAUCGUGGCGGUGGUGAAACUUCGGCGCCGCAAAACGAUGCUAGACACGCGAGUCUCCUGGCUUGA
Messenger RNA from Alternaria hordeiaustralica, 1359 nucleotides. RefSeq lists its product as uncharacterized. The transcript has 2 exons. The coding region runs from base 1 to 1359 and encodes 452 amino acids. Lineage: Eukaryota; Fungi; Ascomycota; Dothideomycetes; Pleosporales; Pleosporaceae. The record is from RefSeq and is a predicted model, not a curated record.